ACAAACCAAUUCUUAUAUAAUAUCAUCAGGUAGUGUUCUGUCUUUCUGCUAAAAAAACACCAGUCCCCAGUUCCAAAACCCCACUCUUCAUUACCGCCAUCCAUGCCAACGGCUAGUUUCCUCUCUGUAGCCACUCUGCUACUAUGUACCACCACCGUCCUCCUCGCCGUUGUCGAAAACGCAACCGAAAUCGAUUCGUUACUAAUCUUCAAAAUGAACCUUAAUGAUCCCCUUGGCGCAUUGGCCGGCUGGAACUCCUCAACUCCACUCGCUCCAUGCGACUGGCGAGGCAUCCAAUGCGCCCAAGGCCGAGUUCGCGAACUCGACCUGCCUCGCCUUCGCCUAGCUGGACCACUUCCUGAUCAGCUAGCUAACUUGCGCCAGCUGCGCAAGUUAAACCUUCACGACAACUUAUUCAACUCAUUGCUACCGCUCUCAUUAUCAACACUCUCGCUUCUUAGAGUAGUGUACCUGCAUAAUAACGCGUUAACCGGGGAAUUAACGGCGAUCAAUCGGCUUACGAGUCUUCAGGUGUUGAAUGUUGCUAACAAUCAACUUACUGGAACAGUCCCUGGUGACUUACCAGCACAGCUUCUGUACUUAGACCUCUCGAGAAAUCAAUUCUCUGGUGCUAUUCCAUCCAAUUUUACCUCCUCAUCGAAGCUAGGGUUUAUAAAUUUGUCGUUCAAUCAAUUCUCCGGUGCUAUUCCAGCGAGUAUUGGCUACUUAACAGAGCUAAAAUAUUUAUAUCUGGACUCGAAUAGGCUCCGCGGUGCUAUUCCGUCUGCAAUUUCUAAUUGUUCGUCACUGGUACAUUUCAGCGCCGGAGAUAAUUUGCUCCGAGGACUUAUUCCAGCUAGUCUGGGAUUACUUUCGACACUUCAAGUGAUAUCGGUUACGAGUAAUCAGCUCUCAGGUAUCGUGCCUGCAUCUUUGUUAUGUAAUGUUUUGGUGAAUAGUUCAUCGAUUAGAAUAUUGCAGUUAGGAUUUAAUGAGUUCACGGGAGUGUCUCAGCCGUCGAAUGAGCCCUGUUUUAGUAAUUUACAGGUUUUAGAUCUUCACGGGAAUAAUAUUGGUGGUGUAUUUCCGUAUUGGUUUGCAAAUUUAAGUACACUUAAGGUGUUGGAUGUGUCGGGGAAUUUUCUUUUUGGUGGUUUGUUUGAUGAGAUUGGGAAGUUGUCGAGUUUGGAGGAGUUUAGAGUCGCGAAUAAUUCAUUCAGUGGUGAAAUUCCGAAUGGUAUUGGAGAAUGUAGGUUGUUGAGAGUUCUUGAUCUGGAAGGGAAUAGUUUUUCAGGUUUGAUUCCUGAUUUUCUAGGGGACAUGAAGAGGUUAACAACGCUUUCUCUGGGUAGGAAUAUGUUUACUGGUUUGGUUCCGCGGAGUUUAGCAAGUCUUGAGGAGCUUGAAAUUUUGAAUUUGAGUGACAACAAAUUAAGUGGAAAGUUCCCGGAAGAAGUUUUUUCAUUUAGAAACUUGACUACCUUGAGUUUGAGUAAUAAUGAUUUUUCGGGUGAAGUUCCGGCUGGUUUCGGGGAUCUUGAAGGUCUAAUGGUUUUGAAUAUGAGUGGUUGUGGGUUCUCGGGCCAAGUUCCAGCUAGUAUUGGAAGUUUGGUUAAUCUGAAAACGCUUGAUUUGAGUAAGCAGAAGUUAUCUGGGAAAUUGCCAUUUGAGCUAUUUGGGUUGCCAAGCUUACAAGUUGUGUCUUUGGAGGAGAACAUGUUAUCUGGAGAUGUUCCUGAAGGUUUUAGCAGUUUGUCGAGUUUGCAGUUUCUGAAUUUAUCAUCUAAUGAGUUUACAGGACGGAUUCCUGCAGAGUAUGGCUUUCUACGUUCCCUGACCGUUCUAUCGUUGUCUGGAAAUCAUAUCAGUGACUUGAUACCAAUUGAGUUGGGUAAAUGUUCCGGUCUUGAAGCAUUAGAGCUUCGCGGGAACAGUUUGACAGGCCAUAUUCCAGAUGAAAUUUCCAGGUUAUCUCAUUUGAGGGGUCUUGAUUUGGGUCAAAACAGGCUGACUGGUGAAAUCCCAGAAAGGAUAUCUGAUUGUGUAUACCUUAGUUCUUUGUUAUUGGAUGAUAAUAACAUUUCUGGUCAGAUACCAGACUCCUUGUCGAGGUUAUCAAACCUUACAGAGCUGAAUCUUUCCUCAAAUAAUCUUACUGGAGACAUUCCUGAAGAUCUUUCGCUCAUCCCUGGUUUGAAAUACUUAAAUCUAUCCAAUAACAAUCUUGAAGGUGAGAUUCCCCGGGGUUUGAGUUCAAAGUUUAACGAUUCUUCUGUGUAUGGAAAGAACAAAAGAUUAUGUGGUAAGCCAUUGCACAAAAAGUGCAAGAAAGCGAGCAGGAAAAAGAGGAAGAAGUUGAUUAUAUUGAUCAUUGUGAUUGCAGUAGGGGCGCUUAUUCUAGCAUUAUGUUGCUGUGGGUAUAUAAUUGGUCUUUGGCGGUGGCGCAAGAAGUUGAGAGCAGCCCUAACUGGCGAGAAGAAGAAGAGCCCUGCACGUGGAAGCUCGGGAACUGAAGGGGGGCGUGGCAGUGGAGACAAUGGAGUUCCUAAAUUGACUAUGUUCAAUACCAGAAUAACUUAUGCAGAAACAGUUGAAGCGACUAGGCAAUUCGACGAGGAAAAUGUAUUAAGCAGAGGAAAGUAUGGACUCGUUUAUAAAGCCACAUUCAUUGAUGGAACGGUUCUUGCCAUUCGUCGCCUUCCAGAUACAUCUCUAGAUGAGGGUACAUUCCGCAAAGAAGCUGAAAAUCUGGGCAAGGUGAAGCAUCGAAACUUGACAGUUUUACGCGGAUAUUACAUCGAUGCACCCGAUUCUCGCCUUCUUGUGUAUGACUACAUGCCAAACGGCAACUUAUCGACUCUCCUCCAAGAGGCAUCUCAUCAAGAUGGCCAUGUACUCAACUGGCCAAUGCGCCACCUGAUUGCACUUGGCAUCGCCCGAGGUCUAGCAUUCCUGCAUUCCAGUGCAAUGGUUCACGGAGACAUCAAGCCGCAAAACGUGCUGUUUGAUGCAGACUUCGAAGCUCAUCUUUCAGAUUAUGGGCUAGACAAACUAACCCUGCCACCACCAACCACAGGAGCUUCCUCAUCUUCCACUCCAGUCGGAACACUAGGUUACGUAUCACCCGAAGCAACACUAACUCGUCAAGCAAGUAAAGAAUCUGAUGUUUACAGUUUCGGGAUUGUGCUGUUAGAGAUAUUAACAGGAAGGAAACCUGUAAUGUUCACAGAGGACGAGAACAUUGUGAAAUGGGUGAAAAAUCAGCUGCAAAGAGGCCAGAUCUCUGAACUGUUGGAACCAGGACUACUCGAGCUCGAUCCUGAAUCAUCCGAAUGGGAAGAGUUCAUGCUGGGACUAAAAGUCGGGCUGCUCUGCACAACUGCAGAUCCUCAUGAAAGACCAUUAAUGACAGACGUCGUAUUCAUGCUUGAAGGCUGUCGCAUUGGACCGGACGUUCCAUCACCGGCCGAUCCAACAUCCAAUUCCCCUCUUUGAUAAUUCUAAUUCAAAAUUGUAGCGAUGUUUUAAUCAAAAUUCUAUGCCAUUCAUUCAUUCAUCUCUUCCACGAUAGUAUAAUCUCGUACCUGCUUUUCUAAAA
Molecule: messenger RNA, 3598 nt
Organism: Daucus carota subsp. sativus
Lineage: Eukaryota; Viridiplantae; Streptophyta; Magnoliopsida; Apiales; Apiaceae
Product: probable LRR receptor-like serine/threonine-protein kinase At4g36180
Exons: 1
Coding region: 103-3495 (1130 amino acids)
Biological process (GO): protein phosphorylation
Molecular function (GO): protein binding; protein kinase activity; ATP binding
Source: RefSeq, a predicted model, not a curated record